AUGUCAUCAAGCGGUUCAGGCGAUAAAGCUAGUGGAAACAGUGUAAGUGAUGAAAUCAAUCAAUUACUUAAAGAUCAUAAAGUUAUAGUAUUUUCAAAAACUUAUUGCCCAUAUUGUACAAAAGCCAAAAAAAUUCUUGGCAAAUAUAAAUUAAAAGAUUAUAAAAUCAUCGAACUUGAUGAAAUCGAAAAUGGUGAUGAUUACAUGGACGUACUUGGCCAAAUCACAGAUGCAGAUACAGUUCCACGUGUAUUCAUUGAUGGAAAAUGUAUUGGUGGUGGUGAUGAUACAGAAAAAUUAGAAAAACAAGGUGAACUUGAAAAAAGAUUGAAAAAAGCCAAUGCAUUAGAAGAUUAG
Rotaria sp. Silwood1 is the source of this 357-nucleotide messenger RNA. The record is from the annotation of a GenBank genome assembly. NCBI's taxonomy places the organism in Eukaryota, Metazoa, Rotifera, Eurotatoria, Philodinida, Philodinidae.